ACUAAAGCGGGCGCACGCUUUCCUGCACGUUAUUCGCCGUCUGUCCUGCCGGUCGGUCACCCACACAAGUCCGCACGAACCGCGUGUCGCUUAACCAAAGACGUCUCACGAGGUUCAAGAGUGGUUAGUUUCAAGUAGCAAGUGUGCCGGUGCGUACUAACACACAUACAAACGUGAACUGUGAUUAGUUUUUUAAUUAGUUUAUAAAUUUCACAACUUUUUGUUAUAUAUUUUGUUGUUUUCUCAACGUUUCCUGGACUAAGUGGUGUUCCAAUACACGAGGAGGGACUAAAUUAUAAUCAACAUAAUUGAUUUCAGCCUACUUCUCUAGCCGAAUCAUAAGAGAGGGCAUAUCAUAGACUUGACCGCAGUGAUUGGAGUGUGCAAGCAAGUUGAGAAUUCAUCUCGUGGUGAUUCAAACAUAACAGCGCCAUGUUAGGAGCGCUGAUAACACUGGCGGUUGCGUUGGCCUCGACAGUGAGCGCCCUUCCCGCGGGGCGGAGGAUAUCGUCGGGGACAGACGCCGGCACAGAGACCGAGGAUGUCGUCGCUAGUGGAAGUGGUGCACGGCGGGGGGCCAAGGCACUCCAGUUCUACGUGGAGGCACCGCAGCAGGGAGCUUUCCUUCUUGACCUGGAUGACGAGCUCGAGGCUGCACUGGCUGCUUCAAGAUAUCAGAUGGAGCUAGCAGACAGUGACGACAACGAGAUCGCAUCCAGGGCCCGUCCAGGUCGCCCCCCCAAACCCGACUCGCCCAUCUACUACGUCCGACUUCCCCCCUCACCCUACAUGUUUGUGCCUGGCGUCGGCUACGUCUCUCAACCCCCCUCACUCCGACCACCACCAGUCCGUACACCCCCCGACUCCCCCUUCGUCGAUCUGCCCCUCCAGUUCGUCUCCAACGCCAAGCCUACCGGGGUCUACUCCUGGUCUGCCCCUGCUCAUGUGCCCCAAAGACCUGCCGUGCCCCAGAGACCUGCCGUGCCCCAGCCCCCCCGAAGGCAGUCACCUAUCACCACCCUCGACAAGGGGCCCUACUUGUUCAACGGACGGCCCACAGAUAUAUUCCUGCUGAGAAGUGCCUACGACAGUCUCUAUGCCGAUGCACUACAGAAUUUCUAUCCUUAACAGGAGAUCUACCAUAGCUACAAUCUUAGAAUUUUAGAUACCUUGAAUCAUGAACUUUUGUAUUAAUUUUUAAUUAAAUCACAAUGAAAUAUAUCAAGUAGGUAGCUUACUUCUAAUCAAGUAGGUAACGUUUAUUUUAUCUUACCUACUCUUUUGUUUGAUCAGAACACUACUAUAUUCAACAGGCUACUUGAUAUAUUCUAUUGUGUUUCAAUAGAUAGUAGCCCUACUACUAUCUUUUCUAUUCUGAUGUUCUAUUCAGUAGCCCUGAAAAUAAGAGUGAGUUAUGUUAAUUAGUAUGACAUUUUUGUUGGUGGGGAGUCCCUUGCGGGAAGGUCCCACCGAACUAAAAUAAAUAACAACUUUUGUAUAAAUACUGUGGUUACUGAGAAUUCAUCUUCAGCAACGAGUGAUAGAAAAGACACUUUGUAUGUUAACACACUGGAGAAUUUCUAUUCCAAACAGAAGAUCCAACGUGUACAAAAAGUACGAAAAAUAAAAACAAUUUUUUUAAAGGUACUGAAAACUCUUGUGUUUUCUGAAUACAAUGAUUUUAUACUGUUAAAGGUGAUUUGCUACAUGAUAUUGUCCGAGAGGAUAUUAUGAUACUCUUUUGUAUGUUUCCUUCAAUAUUAUGAUAGAAAAGAGAAUUUGUACUGACCUACAGAAUUACUACUAUCGAAAAGAGAAUUAUUUUUAUUAGCAUAUAAUGAAAAUAGCUAAAAUACUACUAGACAUUAUGAACCUUUUCUAUAAAUCAUGUUAAGUGGAAUAAAAUGAGUUUCAGCAGAGGAUAAUUUUUAGAAGGCAUUUCAUUUUAUUAGUUGGGAUACCCUAGCAGGUGUUGUCACAGUCUUUAUAACCAAGGUUCGUAUAGGGAAUAAUGGUAAUUCUCCUCAUUCAUUACAUUGGUUUGUAUUUUUAGCACAUACUAUUGGACUAUUUCAACCUUUUUCAGUGCUGGUGUUAUUAGAAAUUUAGAUCUAAAUCACUAUGAAUAAUGAAUAUAUUUGUUUUUUUAAUAAUAAUCUGCUGAAUCUAUUGUACAAUUCCCAUAACUAUCGACUUUGAAACAAAUUUAUUCUUACGUUUUCAUAGAUUUUGAUCAUCUUAUCUUAUCUCAUAUUGGGAAGGCUAAUGUCGGUUUUGAGAAGUACUGUAGAAGUAUUUGACCAAAUUUGAUCACGAUAUUUCCUUUCCCAAUAAAAUCAAUUAUUGGGAAGAUAUUUUGUUAGUACACUAUUGGCAUUUCUUAAACUGAUUUGUUUGUAAAUAUCUAGGGUACGUGCGGGUAUAGAAAAUUAAUCCACAAUAAAAUAUUGUAUUAUUAGAUAUUGUUUAAAUUAUCUGUAUUUCUGUCUCUUCCACAUUGGGCUGUGUUAGAAAUACUGUUCCGUAUUGCAAUAUGGUUGAUGAUUGGGAAAUUUAUUUUUGUUUGUUACAGUACUAAGUAUUUCCAAUAUCACAAUAUUGCUAUGUACAAAAGUUUUUUGACUUGAAUAGUCAAUAUUUUCGGGAAAUGAAGCUCUAUGGAAACUAUUUUGUGAAAGAUGCACGUAUGUUUGAAUAUUGAUACAGUAUAACUAUUGGACAUAAGGUGAUUGUCCAACAUUUCCAUAGUUUAAUAAUUAUUAUUUAUUAUAGGAGAUUUGGCUAUUUUAGAUUAAGAUCUAGUCUUAGUUUAUGUGAUGAUGUUGUGUGUUUUGUCUGUUUUCAGAAACUAAAUUUCGAAAUGUUUAAUAUUUUUACUUUUAAGUAUUAUUAUUUAUAAUAAUUUAUUACUAGGUUUAAUAAACAGUUAAAAUUU
Messenger RNA from Nilaparvata lugens (brown planthopper), 2935 nucleotides. Its product is annotated as pollen-specific leucine-rich repeat extensin-like protein 2. The transcript is spliced from 5 exons. NCBI's taxonomy places the organism in Eukaryota, Metazoa, Arthropoda, Insecta, Hemiptera, Delphacidae. The record is from RefSeq and is a predicted model, not a curated record. The coding region runs from base 433 to 1128 and encodes 231 amino acids.